GAAAAUCGCUGAACUAUGAGUGCAGAGCUAAACAGGGACUACGAGAUUGGGCAGGAGAUCGGCCGCGGUCGGUUCGGCGUCGUCCGCCGCUGCGUCUCGCGCUCCACCGGCGAGCCCUUCGCCGUCAAGUCCGUGGACCGCUCCAGCCUGGCCGACGACCUCGACAGGGAGCUGGCGGAGCUGGAGCCGAAGCUAGCCCAGCUCGCCGGCGCGGGGAACCCGGGCGCCGUGCAGACGCACGCGGCGUACGAGGACGACACGUGGACGCACACGGUGAUGGACCUCUGCUCCGGCCCUGACCUGCUCGACUGGGUCCGGCGCCGCCGCGGCGCGCCCGUGCCGGAGCCCGUCGCGGCCGACAUCGUCGCGCAGGUGGCCCAGGCGCUCGCCCUCUGCCACCGGCGCGGGGUGGCCCACCGCGACAUCAAGCCCGACAACAUCGUCCUCGACGAUGUCGAGGAGGACGGUGAGGAUGUUUCGCCGCGCGCGCGCCUCGCGGACUUCGGGUCGGCGGCGUGGAUCGGCGGCGGCCGCCGUGCGGAGGGGCUGGUGGGCACGCCCCACUACGUGGCGCCCGAGGUGGUGUCGGGCGAGGACUACGGCGAGAAGGCGGACGUGUGGAGCGCGGGCGUCGUGAUGUACGUGCUGCUCUCCGGCGGCGCGCUCCCGUUCGGCGGCGAGACGGCCAAGGACGUGCUGUCGGCGGUGAUGCGCGGCAGCGUCAGGUUCCCGCCGAGGUUGUUCUCCGGCGUGUCCCCGGCCGCCAAGGACCUGAUGAGGCGCAUGAUGUGCCGCGACGAGUGGCGGCGCUUCUCCGCCGAGCAAGUUCUACGCCACCCGUGGAUCGUGAGCGGCGGAGGAUCCCGAGCCAUGGAGCAGCCGACCUGAACGGCGGCGACCGAGUCGACCUGAGACUCAGAGCAGAGGCGAACUAGACGUCCAAGAUCUUGGGCAUUGUAGAGAAAGCAGAGACACUCCGGCCAGCCGACGCUGUGAAUACGUACGGUUUAUGUACAAU
This is a messenger RNA of Lolium rigidum, 1018 nucleotides long. Its product is annotated as phosphoenolpyruvate carboxylase kinase 1-like. The transcript is spliced from 2 exons. The coding region runs from base 16 to 888 and encodes 290 amino acids. Gene Ontology annotation, biological process: peptidyl-serine phosphorylation; protein autophosphorylation; intracellular signal transduction. Gene Ontology annotation, molecular function: ATP binding; calcium/calmodulin-dependent protein kinase activity; calmodulin binding. Lineage: Eukaryota; Viridiplantae; Streptophyta; Magnoliopsida; Poales; Poaceae. Gene Ontology annotation, cellular component: nucleus; cytoplasm. The record is from RefSeq and is a predicted model, not a curated record.